Molecule: messenger RNA, 6012 nt
Organism: Peromyscus californicus insignis
Lineage: Eukaryota; Metazoa; Chordata; Mammalia; Rodentia; Cricetidae
Gene: Npbwr1
Product: neuropeptides B and W receptor 1
Exons: 4
Coding region: 2561-3550 (329 amino acids)
Biological process (GO): neuropeptide signaling pathway
Cellular component (GO): membrane; neuron projection
Molecular function (GO): neuropeptide receptor activity; neuropeptide binding
Source: RefSeq, a predicted model, not a curated record
CCUGAGAUGGUGCUCUUAUAACAGAGAUAAACAUGUGGACUCUUUUGGCUUUAUUACAAAGACAUUGAAAAUUGUGCUAUUCCAGAAGGAUUGCAUGAAGAUGACUUUUGAAUGCAUCCUCAGUCUUAGAUGUAGGUGAGGCCUUGCUAAUUGUUGUUUGUUGAUGCUUGUACCCUCAUAAAAUAUUUUUUCAAGUAAAGACUUUGUUCAUUUAACAGGAAAGGUGAAAUAAAAGUAUAGCAGUUGAACUAUUACUGAUAAAUAAAAUCAUGGAAUACUAUAAAAAAUAUCCAAAAUUAUCCUCUCCAAACAUAGCAUUUAGUAUUUCCAUAUAUUUAUUAAUGAAGUGUAGCUAGCACUUUAAAGCCCUGAAAUUGAAAGCUAGUGGUCAGAGGCAUAGAUAGUUGAUAUUUACAUGCAUGCAUAUUGUAUUAGAUACUUUUCUCAUUGCUGUGAUAAAAUAUUUUGCAAAGGCAAUAUAAAAAGGCAGAGCUCAUUGUGACUUAUAGUUGAAGGUAGCUGGAUAUUAUAGAAGGGAAUGCAUGGCAAGUGGACUAUGAGGCAGCUGGUUGUACUGUGACUGAAGUCAGGAAGCAGAGAAGGGAUGUCUAUGCUCCACUCAUGGUCUCUUUUUUAUUGGUACAGACUCCACCCAUCAAAUGGUGCUACCUGGAGUUAGGGUAGUUUUCCAGCCUCAAUACACUCAAUGUAGAAACUUCCUCAAAGAUGCCUGAGGCUUGUCUCCUAGACAGCACCAUCCAGCAUGCUGUGAGACCAGACGGAACGGAGGAAAAGAAGAGGAAGGCAGCCCCACACACUCACUUCUUGAACAGGCAGCUCUGCCAAACUUCAUCUGGACCAUCAUGAACUAAAGAAAAUAAACUAUUGAACUGCUCCCUGAAAAGGUUGAUCAAGAAAUUGGAAUUUCUGGAGGCCAUGAUCAGUGGGAAAAGUGAAGGAAAACACCCAGAAGAAGAGGCUGAAAGUACAAGAGCCAGAGGGGAUGAUGGACACCAAGAAAACAAGGCCCUCUAAAUCAACAUGAACUCACAAAAACUGAAGCAGAAUGCAUAGGGCCUGCACAGGUCUGCACCAGGUCCUCAGCAUAUAUAUUUUGGCUGCCAAUUUAGUGUUGUUAUGAUAUUCCUAAAUGUGUGAACGAGUAGGUCUCUGAUUCUUGGCCCUUCUCUUGGGUUCCUUUCCUUCUAUUGGUUUGUCCUGUCUAAAUUUGAUGGGAAAGUUUUUGUUUUUUCUUAUAUUUUAUAUUGUUAUAUAUUUUAAAUAAUGAAUGAAAACCUAGACAUUAGAGUAAAGUGUAAAUUUAUACUUGCUGGGAGAACAAAAAUUAGUUUUCUCCAAUGGAGUGACACUGGGUAUAUCAUCCUCUUCAGGGCAGGCCUCAUGUUCAGGAGUAACUAACCAACAUAUAAUGGUCUUCACAGCUAUUUUGUGUGCUUUUAUUUGGUUACAGAUUUUUCUUUCUUUUUGGAUGUUGUUUUAUUUUGUUUUCUUGGGUUGGGGGAUUGUUGUAUUGGGUUUUUGUUUGUUUGUUUUGAGAAGGAACUUAAAGUUGGGUGGGUAGGGAGAGGAAGAAGAUUCGGAAGACUUGGGGAAGGGGAAGAAUAUGAUCAAAAUACAUUUAAAUUUAAAAUUUUAAAAUAAUAAAAUAUAAAAAACCUGAUAUGGGAAUCUUUUCUCCAACUGUUCUUUAAAAAUAGAAUAUUAACAUUUGAACUUUGUUGUUCUUAGAUUCAAUUCCUGACAGGAGAGCUUUUCAUGAUUCCAACUGAACUGUGAGGAAGGCAACAAAGAAGCCUUUUGGGGACGCUGUUUUCUGUUAGAUCUGAGGGUUUUCCUGGGAGUGGAGUGGACAGGGUGGCGGGUUGACAGAGACCUUUACUGUGGCUGUGUGCUGCCUGCACUUCAGCCUCCUGGGAGACACUGCCUCUGGGCAGACUCUGGGAGGCAGACCAGGCUGGCAGGCACCAAGGCUGCAGCAUCCUCCAGCAGGCAGUGGCGUUCUACCCUGACCUUCCCAGGAAACACAGAUCUUUUCUGGGACCAGCCAGGUAAGAUAAAGAUUGUGCUGGUAGUCCUAUUAUCUAGCAGAAACGUGCCUCUGUAGAAUUCGGUGGGGUGACCUGAGUGUGUCCUGGUGCUCUAAAACAGGGCGUAGGGUAAAUGUACAUGUUCUUAGGAGUUAGAGGCUUCUGCGCGGUACUUUGAUGUAUUCAGUGGGCUGGAAUCAGAUUUCCACAGGUGGAGGCAAGAGCUUGGGAACCUGCAGCCACCUCCAACACUGGACCUCGCGUCUCCCUAAAGCCACACAUCCAGGAAUCUAACCUGUGUUUUUAAUUCUGCUUAGCCUGGGACUCCCGGCGACAGUGGGCUGAGUAGCUUGCGGGGAACGCCCCUCCGGUGCACACACAGCCAGAGAAAGGUUCAGAGACUUUGGCAGUGCCCGGGUGCAGAUCCCUGUCAACGCAGACUUACGGAGUCGGGUCUCGCAGGACUGCUGAGUGAAAUUGGGGUGGCCGCCGGGUCUCCUGCAGUGGCCAAGAUGUACAACUUGUCGCUCUCCGAGCCUGGCGGGGACAAUGUGUCCUGCGGCGGCUUGACUCUGGGCUGUCCCAACGGGUCGAGCCCUGCGCCUCUGCCGCUGCCGCAGCCACUGGCGGUAGCAGUACCUGUCGUCUACGCGGUAAUCUGCGCGGUGGGACUGGCGGGCAACUCAGCGGUGUUGUACGUGCUGCUGCGCGCGCCGCGAAUGAAGACUGUCACCAACGUGUUCAUCCUCAACCUGGCUAUCGCCGACGAGCUCUUCACCCUCGUGCUGCCCAUCAACAUCGCCGACUUCCUGCUGAGGCGCUGGCCCUUCGGGGAGGUCAUGUGCAAGCUCAUCGUGGCCGUCGACCAGUACAACACAUUCUCUAGCCUCUACUUCCUCACCGUAAUGAGCGCGGACCGCUACCUGGUGGUGUUGGCCACAGCCGAGUCGCGCCGGGUGUCGGGGCGCACUUACGGUGCUGCGCGCGCUGUCAGCCUGGCGGUGUGGGCGCUAGUGACUCUGGUCGUGCUGCCCUUCGCGGUGUUCGCCCGGCUGGACGAGGAGCAGGGCCGACGCCAGUGCGUGCUGGUCUUCCCGCAGCCAGAAGCCUUCUGGUGGCGUGCCAGCCGCCUGUACACACUGGUCCUGGGCUUCGCCAUCCCGGUCUCCACCAUCUGCGCCCUCUAUACCACCCUGCUGUGCCGGCUGCGUGCCAUCCAGCUAGACAGCCAUGCCAAAGCCCUGGACCGAGCCAAGAAGCGUGUGACCUUGUUGGUGGCGGCGAUCCUGGCUGUGUGCCUCAUCUGCUGGACGCCUUACCACCUGAGCACCAUAGUGGCGCUCACCACCGACCUGCCGCAAACGCCGCUGGUCAUUGGCAUCUCUUACUUCAUCACCAGCCUGAGCUAUGCCAACAGCUGCCUCAAUCCCUUCCUCUAUGCCUUCUUGGAUGACAGCUUCCGCAGGAGCCUUCGGCAGCUGGUGUCCUGCCGUGCCGCCUGAUGCCCUCUGGACCCGAGGCAGCAAUGCCAUCGGGGUUCAGGGGAACCCCGGGAGUUCAGUUCCCAAGCAGCAGCCCCGACGUCCUGUCCUGAGGCCCCUUCCUGGCAUGCAGAACCGCAGACUCUACUCAGAACUGUGUGAUUCCGGAUUUGCUCAGCCCCGAGGUGAGGUAGAGGAUAGGUUGGUUGGGUAAGGACACAGCACUGCUUUCUCCUUACAGCUAAGUGCAGAGCUUGACCCUGAACUUAGGGUGAGUGACUUAAGCAGUGUUGUUGAAACGUGAGUCUAAUUUUCCCGAUGUCUUAGGCGCCCCCCUCCAGCGUCUCAGCGCUUGCUGUGUAUUUUGCUUCUUUGCCUUCCACAACAGAUGCCCGUGCUGUUGGUCACGCCGGUAAACAGCCUGUCCUGACCCUUCUUAGGUGCAUUCUAACUGCCUGGUAACAGGGUUAAGGCCAUGCCUCACUGGAGAUGUUGGGGGUGGGCGUGGGGGUGGUGAAGGAGGCUGGAGCCUGGCUAUGACUGACAAGAAUAAAGAUAAUCACCUACCCAGUUUCCCCGACAACCUUUCUUCUUUCCAACCUCUGGUUUCACCCUAAAGACGAUCACAGAGGCUGCAAGGGCCAAGAGUUCAGAGAAAUCACCAGAGCCAGGUUCCAGCGCCCUCUUGAGGAGCCAGGUAUCCAGCGAGUUUCUGAGAGCUGCUUCUGUAGUGGGGUGCACCAGUCAACAGCUCUUAACAACAUAUUGGUCCUUUGGGGUUUCUGUAAAGUACUCCAAAGCAUCCCUCAUGGACUUCACCGGUCUCAUACGACUUGGACCAUUGCAAUUGUUUGUGUGCGCAGUUUUUGAGGAGAAAGAACUCUAUAAAUAAUACAUGUGUCUUAAUCUCAUAGGCUACUUAGAGGACUGUAAAAAAUAAAAAUGCAACUUGUUCCAUCCUUGGUUCCACUUCCUGACUAUUCUUCCAGGAUCUCCCUUCAGUGACAGCCCCAAGUGGGACCCGCCUCACACCCCAAGCUUUUUCUUGGCUAGACCCUUGCGUACACUCUAACCACAGGGAAGUCCUAAGCUUUGUUCAAUUCUCCGGGUUUGCCUCUGGAAGCCCUGGGAACAUCUGUCUCUGAUUUCCCAUGGGGAUCAGCUGGUACCUGCUUUUAUAUCUUUUAUCUCUACCUGUGAAAGACAAAACUGGAGGAGGAGUCUGACCAGUCCUCUGCAGUUCACACCUCAGACACAAGGCCUGGGGUAACCAGACCCAUCAGUCACUGCACUGUCUUACAUGGUGUCUUUAGGAUGAAUGACAGGAAGGAAUGAUAUGAUUUUAAAGUUUGUUUCCUAUAGGAAAGUUCUCUUUCAUGCGUAUUACGAGUGUUGCCAGCAGAUUUUGUUUAUCCAGUUUGGCAUUUAAGCCAGUUUCUCAGUUAUUCACAUUCAAAAUACCCUUCAAAAAUAUGCAGAAGGAGGGAGCCCAAGCUCCUCUCUGAUUUUGGUGAAUGAGAAUUGGUUCUUUAGUUCUUAGGGUUGUGGGAAAAUUAAGAUAAUUUUCAAGUAUUAGUUGAGAAAGUGAAUCUAAGGCUGUGUGUCUUGAGUGCAAAUAACAGUAAAUUGUUCAAAAUAAAGCUUUCCAACAGUCAUGCCUUUGAAUGAUGGCUAUCCCGGACUCAGAAUCAGCCUCUGCUGAGCCUUCAGAGGUGUCUGGAAUGUGUUCAAAUAGUCUUCAAAUUUCUGAGUAGCAUUCCACAGAUAUUUCUUUAAAACUUAAUUCUUGUAUGAGUGCUCUGUAAUUUUUCAAAAAUAGUGUUUUAAAACUUAUCGACUUUUAGAUUGUCCAGGAUGAUGGAUAAAUGACAUAGUGGAAGUUUGACUGCAGAUGCCAAGAACUGUCACUUUAAUUGGAAAUUCAGUCUUCAUAAACGCAGCAACAACACAGAUCAGAGGGAGGUCCACGAAGUUUUCUGUCUAUUGUAUCACCCCUACCUGAGAUGGACCUGUGUAUGUCCUGUAGUCUCUGGAUGCUGCUGGGAAAACACAGGUAUGAGUAUUAUUUUGUCCCUCACAGCCAGGUACAGACACUGAAAACCUAGUUUUCAGGAAGAGGACUCAGUAUCAAUGUCACUUUCUAAGUCCCUGGUAAUCACUGUAUCACCUCUAGGCCACCACUAUUUUUGUGAGAUUUGGGAGUCCAGACAGUAUGUCUUAUAACUACCUUCUAUGUCUUAGGAAAUACAUAGAGGAAAUAAGCAAACAAAUCAGACAGGAAUAAAAUUUAUAAUUCCAUGUUAAUUCUUACAGUCUUUGUGUAAACUAUGCUGUUUGGCUUUACCCUUCUAACAUUUAAAAGUGUAAAUUUGGUUUAUUAAAUUUAGUGUAAUUGUAAAAUGUGGGUUUUAUGCUUUCUCAAGAAAUGCAGAAAUUUGCUAAUCAACUGCAGAUUUCAGUCUAGAAUAAAAGCUGAAACAUUC